Molecule: messenger RNA, 1236 nt
Organism: Colletotrichum fioriniae
Lineage: Eukaryota; Fungi; Ascomycota; Sordariomycetes; Glomerellales; Glomerellaceae
Biological process (GO): glucan catabolic process
Molecular function (GO): hydrolase activity, hydrolyzing O-glycosyl compounds
Source: RefSeq, a predicted model, not a curated record
AUGUUUCGACUUCCCGUCGGAUGGCAGUUCCUUGUCAACAACCAAGUAGGCGGCCAACUCAACGCCGCCAACCUUGGAAAAUACGACCAAGUAAUGCAAAAGUGCCUCGCGACCGGCGCACACUGUAUGCUAGACAUACACAAUUUCGCCCGCUGGAACGGCGGCAUCAUCGGCCAAGGCGGGCCGACAGACGACCAAUUCGUGUCGCUAUGGACGCAGCUCGCGACAAAGUACAAGGACAACGCCAACGUCGUAUUUGAGCUCAUGAACGAGCCCCACGACCUCGACGUCAAACUCUGGGCGGCGACGUGCCAGAAAGUAGUGACCGCGAUCAGGGGUGCCGGCGCUGCGUCGCAGAUGAUUCUGCUGCCGGGGACAAACUUCAACUCGGCUGAGUUCCUUGUCAGCAGCGGGAGCGCGGAGGCGUUGGCUGCGAUUACGAACCCCGAUGGGACGACGGACAAUCUGAUUAUUGAUGUGCACAAAUAUCUUGACGAGGAUAACAGCGGCACGCAUAAGCCCUGCACGACGGAUAAUGUCGAGAGUUUCAGGACGGUGGCUGAGUUCCUGAGGGCCAAGGGACGAAAGGGGCUGGUCAGCGAGACGGGCGCCUCGAGCGAUGCUUCGUGCUUCACAAGCUUCUGCGCCCAAAACACCUUCAUCAACCAAAACUCCGACGUCUUCAUCGGCCUGGUGGGCUGGGCGGCCGGUAGCUUCAGUACCGACUACGUCCUCAGCCUGACGCCCAAGAAGUCAGGCAACACCUACACCGACAACAACCUCAUGAAGCAGUGCGUCCUCGACACGUGGGCCAACACGGAGCAAAACGUCUCGACGCCCGCUACACCACCGGUGGCUUCAUCAUCAUCGGCGGGAGCAGCAGCAUCACAGCCCGCCGCGUCCUUAGUGCCGACGAAACUUCCCGCUACCACCCCCUCCGCGUCAGCGGCUGUCCCUACAGCUUCGAACUCGGCUCCGACUUCGGCACCGCGACCUAGCAGCAGCGGCGGCGAUGAAGAAGGCAUCGCGCCCCCGACGACGAUUGUGAGCAUGCCGACCACGCUGUUGGUCGACCCUUCUACGCCGACACCACCGGCGGCAACGGGAGCUCGCGGCGGCAGGAAUGGGACGACUACGACGACGAGCUCGCCUUCUCUUCCGACGGCGGCGGGGUCGAGAUUAGGACGGCUUGAUAGUCUGCUAGGACUCGGUUUGGCAGUCGCCUUCUUCUUGUAG